AUGUCUCUCCAUGACGCUAUUCGCCUUAGCGGUAAAGUAGCCAUAGUCACUGGAGGUUCUCGCGGUAUCGGCGAGCGCAUUGCAUUUGAACUUGCGCAGAAUGGAGCCAAGGUUUCAAUUACAUAUACAUCGGCCGGAAGUGAGGCGCGCCUGAAUGAUUUGAUACAACGUAUCAACGCGCUCAACAAUGGUUCCUCUGCUAUCGCUGUAAAGGCCGAUCUGCGGGAACCCACGUCUCCAGCAAAAAUCGUCGCAGAAACAAUCCAGAAAUUUGGCGAGCACAUUGACAUCCUGGUCAACAACGCCGGCGUUGAGCUCGUCAAGCCUCUUCAGGAGAUCACAGUGACCGAUUUUGGGUUUGUCUACGACCUCAACGUCCGCGCCCCCAUGCUCAUGCUGCAGUCUGUCCUACCGUAUUUACGUGCCCCAGGGCGAAUUAUAAACAUUGGCUCUGUUGGCGGGCGGUAUGGGUUUAAGCAGCUUUCUGUUUAUUGUUCUUCGAAGUCAGCACUGGAAGGCUUGACAAGAUGCUGGGCUGCUGAGCUAGGGUUAAGUGGGCAUACUGUUAACUGUGUGAACCCGGGCCCUGUCCAGACGGAACUGAUGGACAAUAUUCCCAAGGAGACUAUCGCGAUGCAAAAAAGCCAAACCCCUAUACAAAACAGGAUAGGUACCGUGGAGGAUAUCGCGCCCGUAGUGGCCUGGCUUGCUAGUGAGGAGAGCAAAUGGAUUACUGGCCAGGUUGUUUCGGCUAGUGGAGGGUGGGCCAUGUAUUAA
Messenger RNA from Penicillium cataractarum, 777 nucleotides. RefSeq names its product SDR family NAD(P)-dependent oxidoreductase. Gene Ontology annotation, molecular function: oxidoreductase activity. The record is from RefSeq and is a predicted model, not a curated record. The transcript is spliced from 2 exons. Lineage: Eukaryota; Fungi; Ascomycota; Eurotiomycetes; Eurotiales; Aspergillaceae. The coding region runs from base 1 to 777 and encodes 258 amino acids.